AUGGAGACUGCUGUGAACAUCGCCUAUGCCUGUAACAUAUUUGAGAAUGGAAUGGAUGGGCUGUUUUUUGUGGAAGGCACGGAUGUUGAGACUAUUCAGCAAGAACUCAGGUCAGCAAUAGACAAGAUGAAACCCCAGCCUCUACUGGAAUCAGACCCAAUGAACAAUUACUUCACCACGAAGCCCACAAUGCCUUUCAGAAUACCCGAGGAGGUGCCCAAUGGCAACUAUGGCCUGAUCAUCAAUGGCUACAGUCUGGCCUAUGCUCUAGAAGGGAAGCUGGAGUUGGAACUGCUGCGAACAGCAUGUAUGUGCAAGGGAGUGAUCUGCUGCCGGAUGACACCCCUUCAGAAGGCCCAGGUGGUAGAGCUGGUGAAGAAGUACAAGAAGGCGGUGACACUGGCCAUCGGGGAUGGGGCCAAUGACGUCAGCAUGAUCAAAGCUGCCCACAUUGGGGUCGGUAUCAGCAGCCAGGAGGGAACGCAGGCCAUGCUCAACAGUGACUUCAGCUUCUCCCAGUUCCAGUAUCUUGAGCGUCUACUCUUGGUCCAUGGCCGCUGGUCCUAUAAUCGCAUGUGCAAGUUUCUCAGCUACUUCUUUUACAAAAACUUUGCCUUCACCCUGGUGCAUUUCUGGUAUUCCUUCUACAACGGGUUCUCUGCACAGACAGUUUAUGAUACCUGGUUUAUCACUUUCUACAACCUGGUCUACACCUCCCUCCCUAUCCUGGGCUUGAGUCUAUUUGACCAGGAUGUGAAUGAAACAUGGAGCCUACAUUUCCCAGAGCUGUAUGAGCCAGGCCAGCACAACCUCUAUUUCAACAAGAAGGAAUUUGUGAAGUGUUUAGUGCAUGGGAUCUACAGUUCCUUCGUGCUGUUCUUUGUCCCCAUGGGGACCAUUUGCAACUCAGUGCGAAGUGAUGGGAAGGAAAUCUCCGACUACCAGUCCUUCUCCAUGAUAGUGCAGAUCUCCUUGCUUUGGGUGGUCACAAUGCAGAUUGCCCUGGAGACAACCUACUGGACUGUGAUAAGCCACUUCUUCACCUGGGGUAGCCUGGGCUUCUACUUUUUCAUCGUAAACUUCCUGUACAGUGAUGGCUUGUGCUUAAUGUUCCCCAACGUCUUCCAAUUCCUAGGUGUGGCAAGGAACACUCUGAGCCUGCCACUGUUGUGGCUGAGUGUUGCCCUCAGCAUGGUCCUCUGUAUUUUGCCUGCCGUUGGGUACCAGUUUCUCAAACCACUAUUCUGCUCCUUGACUGUGGACAAGGUGAUUGACAGAAUUCGUCGCAUGAAACACCCACUGCCACCCCCAUCCCAGACUAAACUGAAACAGUCAAGCACGCCACGUUCUGCCUAUGCAUUCUCCCACAAACAGGGCUUUGGGUCCCUCAUCACUUCCGGCAAGUUUAUGAGAUCCAAGAAAAGACUGCUUUCCUUUCAAAAGUAGAAGCCAUUAGGUAAACCCCAAAGGAGCCAGCCAUUGCUUUUCCUCCCUCGUAUUCACCUAACUUAGUAAGGAGGGCUUCGAGUCCCUGCUCUUCCGCUCUCCCUCCAGGGGCUCAGCUUCUUCAUUCCCUGAAAGGCUGUGCCCAUGUCAGGCAAGGAACAGUGAAGCAGGAGCUCCCAGAUAUCUGUCAGGGUUACAGCAUUUCAAGAAAAAGCAAUGCCGGGCCUCCUUCCCACCAACCCUUCUAAGUUUAACCCAGACCAGCAAAUGUGGAAGGAAGUGGAGGGUGAACAGGGGCAGCGUGGGGAAGGGAAAAGAAAAUAGGACCUACGAAUCUUACUCUGGGCCCUGUUUCUCAUGCCCAGAGCAACCAUAAACCUGGCCAGAGCCCCACACAUAGUCCCACCCAGGCACCCUUCUCAGGUUUAUUUGGGGGAUUCAGGGUACGUCUUUUGCUGGCUGUGGGUAGCAAAAGAAGGGGACAGCUGUGAAAAGUUGGUCAUAAGAAGCUGAAGGAGAGUUUCUGAACAAAAAAACAAACAAACAUAAAAAGAUGAACAAAGGAGGCAAUUCCUGCCUUAAGGACAGCGCAAGACUUUGCCUUCUUUCCCUUUUAAUGCCUUUGACCCAAGAACUGACACCUUCUUGGGCCUCAGAACUUGGAGGGGGAGACUGCUGUGGAGUUUUAAAAAUCUUUUCUUGAGGAGACAUAAUUGGUGAACAUUUGUCUUCAUUCCAUAAAACUAUUUUGAGAAGAAAUUGUAUGUACUUGGGAAAUUAUUUCUGAGAAGUUUAUGGAGUAAUAAAUGACUUAUUUUGGAGUGGA
Molecule: messenger RNA, 2272 nt
Organism: Hipposideros armiger (great roundleaf bat)
Lineage: Eukaryota; Metazoa; Chordata; Mammalia; Chiroptera; Hipposideridae
Product: phospholipid-transporting ATPase FetA-like
Exons: 10
Coding region: 1-1446 (481 amino acids)
Biological process (GO): phospholipid translocation; Golgi organization
Cellular component (GO): trans-Golgi network; plasma membrane
Molecular function (GO): ATP binding; ATPase-coupled intramembrane lipid carrier activity; ATP hydrolysis activity
Source: RefSeq, a predicted model, not a curated record